AUGACCGCUUAUGGCUUGGUACCUUUUCAGCUUACAAACCCACCCCAAAAGUGCUACGAGGCAUUGAAGCCCUGGCUAGACGAUUUCCGCCUCGAUGAAGGAAAGGAUUUGAAGGUCGGGCUUGCCGGCUUUUGCUACGGUGGUUACGCUGCCACAAAGCUUGCGCAGGGAGAACUCGCCUCUAAUGGGAAAACAUUCAUUGACGCAGCGUUUACCGCGCAUCCUAGCUUUCUGCAAGUACCGAGUGAUAUUGAGAAGAUCAAGCUGCCGUAUAGUCUUUGCGUGGGAGAUGCGGACUUUGCGCUCCCCAAAAAGGAGGUGGACAAGAUAGUUGUUGCCUUUGACAACUUAAAGCAUGUGCGCUCAGAGGUGGUGGUAAUACCGGGCGCAAAACAUGGCUUUGCCCUCCGCUAUGAUCAAAAUGACAAGGCCGAGCAGGCUAGGGCUGAUAAAGCUGAAGAUCAGGUGGUGGAAUGGUUCGCCAAAUACCUGCAGUAG
Messenger RNA from Exophiala bonariae, 498 nucleotides. RefSeq lists its product as uncharacterized. Gene Ontology annotation, molecular function: hydrolase activity. The transcript is spliced from 2 exons. The record is from RefSeq and is a predicted model, not a curated record. Bases 1 to 498 code for a protein of 165 amino acids. Lineage: Eukaryota; Fungi; Ascomycota; Eurotiomycetes; Chaetothyriales; Herpotrichiellaceae.